AUGUCGCUUCUAGAAUUCACCGAACACUUCUCUCACGUGAAAGCCGCCUCCGAAAAUGUCCACAACUGCAAAAUCUGCCCCUACUUCACCACCUCUUUUUUCGUAAUGGUCAACCACGUCCGACGCCACUACUCAUCAUUACAACGUUUUAACUGUAAAAACUCCAAAAUAGAAUUUUAUUACUGCAAAGACUGCAAUUUUCGAACGGAACUAACCCGUCUUUUCCAGCAACAUCUCCGCGAUCACCACAACACCAACCACUCGGAAAAUUUACCCAACGAAGACUCCAUCGACAAGUACGUUUGUGACAAGUGCGCCUUCGAGACCUAUUUCUCGUUGAAGUGGCUUCACCACACCUUGGCAUGUUUGCGCAAACCUAAACCAAAGUGUAGCUUGAAAACAGACACCGAGUUGUACCAGUGCGCCUUGUGCGAAUUUAAAACCAAAUACAAGGCGUCUUUGAGGGGCCACACGAACAACAAGCAUUGCAGUGGCCCCAAGUUGGACGUUACGUGGCACGGGUGUGCGCAGUGUCCGUACAAAACCAAGCACAAAUCGGCACUGAGGUCACACAUUAACAAUCACCAUCUGGAUGAAAAGGACGUGAAACGGUACAAUUGCAGCCACUGUCCGUUCAUCACAAAGCACAGAGGGUCGUUGAGGACACACAUAAACAUUAACCACUUGGACGAAAAAGCCACGAAAUGGUUUGAAUGUGACAAGUGUCCAUAUAAAUCUAAAGAACGGUCAGGAUUGAACCACCACACCGACGCUGUCCACUCGAACAAGUGGCACCAGUGCCAGGACUGUAUAUACAGGGCCAAAACGUCAAGACAGUUAAAAAAACACAUAAAUGCGCGCCACUUGCCCGAAAAAGACAUAAAAUGGUAUCGGUGUAAAGUGUGUCCACACAAAACUAAACGAAACUACGAUUUAAAAAAACACAUGAAAAUACGACACUCGCUCGACGAGAAUGUAGUGUAG
Zophobas morio is the source of this 984-nucleotide messenger RNA. RefSeq names its product zinc finger Y-chromosomal protein-like. Gene Ontology annotation, molecular function: RNA polymerase II transcription regulatory region sequence-specific DNA binding; DNA-binding transcription factor activity, RNA polymerase II-specific. Gene Ontology annotation, biological process: regulation of transcription by RNA polymerase II. Bases 1 to 984 code for a protein of 327 amino acids. NCBI's taxonomy places the organism in Eukaryota, Metazoa, Arthropoda, Insecta, Coleoptera, Tenebrionidae. The transcript has a single exon. The record is from RefSeq and is a predicted model, not a curated record.